Aspergillus aculeatinus CBS 121060 is the source of this 2010-nucleotide messenger RNA. RefSeq lists its product as uncharacterized. The transcript has 2 exons. The record is from RefSeq and is a predicted model, not a curated record. Gene Ontology annotation, cellular component: RNA polymerase I upstream activating factor complex. NCBI's taxonomy places the organism in Eukaryota, Fungi, Ascomycota, Eurotiomycetes, Eurotiales, Aspergillaceae. Gene Ontology annotation, biological process: transcription initiation at RNA polymerase I promoter; nucleolar large rRNA transcription by RNA polymerase I. Bases 126 to 1910 code for a protein of 594 amino acids. Gene Ontology annotation, molecular function: RNA polymerase I general transcription initiation factor activity; rDNA binding.
CUCACCUAAACUUCACUUGUUCCUUACCUUUACGCGCCGAUGGUCAUUUUACUGGUUUUGAUGUAACUCUGGGGCGAUGGUUUGGAAUUCGUUUCACCUACGCAUCCGGUGUGAGCUAGUCGAUCAUGAGCAAUUCGGUAGACGAUGAUCCAUCGGACUCUGUUUGCAACCCCGACGAGAAUACCCGAUCAGCAUCAUCAUUGGAUAAGACGCAUGAUGAGAGAACAGACGCGGAGCCCCGCGGGGUGGCACGCAAAAAUACCACACGAGCUUCGGCUCUCGAUAACCUGCAGUCCACGCUACCACGAAAAGCGGUGGAUCUCUAUGUCGAUGUGUUAAAACAACUUGCCGAUGAUGACACGCCCGAUCUUGCGGACCCCGACACCGAGAGGUAUAACUCUACACAGGAUGGAGUCGUGGUUUGGAAUCCACAGGAGAAGGGAGUCUUAUAUCGCAGCUUGGACCGCAAGGGGAGGGAAGGGAUCCGCGAGGUUGCCCGCAGGCUCGGCUCGAAGUCGGAAAUCGAAGUGCAGGAACAUCUAAGACUCUUACAGAACGGUCUGCAAAAGCGCCAUAUGACGCAAUCGCGUAGCCGAACAAUUAUUCUGGCCGAUGUUCCCGCUGCCGCCGAGAUUAGCAAUGAAUGUCACAGAACCUUGGAUCAUUAUGCCGAAUUACUGCGCUUGGAAGAGCAACAGGAUGAGGAUGUUACUGGGAGGCACAAGCACCGCGAUUUCUGGGAUGAACAGCUCCACCCUCCGGAUAGGGAUGUCUACGACCGAUCCAGUGUGCAUCUCACGGCUAGCUUGUUCAAGAUGAGCAACUGGGUUAAUCUCUCGGAGCGAUUUUUCAUGAACUCCGGGGGCACACGGUCGGAUGAGAAUUGGCGUGGUUUGUCCUUCGCAGACGAAACCCCGUCCCUGACGGCGGAUGCGUUCGCCGACUUCUAUGCAUUGGCUGUAAGUCUAACGCGCCGGUUGGUACAGUCGUCCCUCUUCUUUGCGGAUGCAAGGUUGCGAAAAGUGGAAGAGGACGGCCGGGCGAGGGCUCGCGAAGUCAGGGCUCGCGAUGUUAGAACAGCAUUGGACGUCUUGAACAUGAAGCGAGAAAACUCUGAUUUUUGGAUUGGUCUCGCCCGGAGACUCUCCCUUGAUGUUGUGGAUAACCGACACGUGAAGGACUGGAAGUCGAUACAAAUGGACUAUGACGAGGUGGAGGACAUUCUAUCUCGAAAGCAACCAUUGCCCUCCCAGUCGGGCUCGGUCGCGAGGAGCGUUUCUAGGGGUAGAGAUGGGAGCCAGGUGGUUGACGAUCAGGGCUCAGACGCCGGUAACGAAUCCGAGCCUCCUAUCUCUGGUCAGGCAGUUUCACCAGAGCUCAUUGAGGAGGUUCCGUUUGACUCGGAGGACGAAUACGCAGAACAGGUAGACAGGGAAGCAAGCCGCGCUGAAGAGUCUAACCUGUGGGAGCUAGUUGGUCGGUCGCCUCCGCCUACUCCAUCAUAUGGUCAUGCCGAGACCGAAGGGCAAAAUGAAAGAGAUCCUCGUCAGAUGAAGCCAGAACCGCGCAAAAGACCGAUUAGUGUGCGGAAGUCGAUGGAUGAUCUAUUCAAUUGGCGGGAUCGAUUACUCUACCGAAGCGAAUGGGAGGAAUAUGGCCACGAUGGUUUUGACUUGCAAGACGAGAUUCUUGAGAACAGGCAUAAAAGACGACGUCUCGAGCAAGGGCAUAUGCAAUCUUUUCUUUCGGGUUCUGCUGGGGUGGACGCAAGUGGAGGCAACACUGAUGUCCAGUAUGAUAUUUCGCCUCUGGGCUCGAGUCCUGGAAAGGUUCAUGAGGCUAAUAGUAUGGUGCUAGAUUAUGAAACAAUGCAUGAGGAGCAAGGCGUAGGUUCUGUCCUUGGCUCCUAGUAUGUAGUGUGGUCUGGGUGGGUGAUCUGUGUGCAUUAUACCAUUUUGCGAUACCCAGCAUGGAAUAUAUUUUCGGAUUCUUCAGUAACACGAAUGUCAU